Molecule: messenger RNA, 1310 nt
Organism: Lactuca sativa (garden lettuce)
Lineage: Eukaryota; Viridiplantae; Streptophyta; Magnoliopsida; Asterales; Asteraceae
Product: formyltetrahydrofolate deformylase 1, mitochondrial
Biological process (GO): 'de novo' IMP biosynthetic process
Molecular function (GO): formyltetrahydrofolate deformylase activity
Source: RefSeq, a predicted model, not a curated record
AUGGGGUGUAUCAGAUAUAUUACAUUAAAGAUUUUCCUUCUAAUUUUUGUAGUCGACCUCAUCGUUCGAUUGGAAGGCUGUCGGAGGAAGGCUGAGGGAAGCAAGGUUGGCAAGGGUGUGUUGAUGGAGGUGAGAAUGAAAAUUAAGAAGGAAAACGGUGUCGAGGGCAAAAAUAUUGGAGUCGGUGUAAUGGAGUCAGUGGAGGCAGCAACCAGCUUUGAGGAAGAGAAGAUAAAUAUGGGAAAAAGGUAUGGCGGUAUUCGGGGAAUCCUCCUUAAUAGACGAAAUAUUCCUAUUAUGUCAAUGCCAACUGAAUCAAUCUUAUUAGCUGUGAAUUCGAACUUUUUGGUAUUUUCCGUUUCUUCGGAUGAUAUGAUGGGUCAAUCAUUUGCUUCAUUGGUUCCAACGGUGGCAGCUACGGAAUCUGCUAUUGGUGAGUUUGUGUUCGACCCAAUUAAAUGGCAGCGGAUGCAAAUGAACGAGGACUUACUUGACCUAUCAAAGAUGUUCAAUGCAGUUAAAUCGCUUGUUCGAGUGCCUUCUGUAGACCCCAAAUAUAAAAUUGCUCUUCUUGCUUCUAAGCAGGACCAUUGUCUUGUUGAUCUACUGCAUGCUUGGCAAGAUGGAAAACUUCCGGUUCAGAUAAGCUCUGUAAUCAGCAAUCAUGAUAGGGUGGGGAAUACCCAUGUGAUGCGGUUCCUUGAAAGACAUGAGAUUCCAUAUCAUUAUCUGUCCAAGUCAAAGGAGAAGAAUGUAGAAGAUGAGAUAUUGGGGUUGGUUGAAGAUACAAAUUUCUUGGUCCUUGCUAGAUACAUGCAGGUGUUGUCUGGAAACUUUUUGAAAAGAUAUGGGAAGGAUGUGAUCAACAUACAUCAUGGCUUAUUGCCAUCAUUCAAGGGAGGAAAUCCAUCUAGGCAGGCUUUUGAAGCUGGGGUCAAAUUGAUUGGUGCCACAACCCAUUUUGUCACGGAGGAGCUUGAUGGGGGCCCAAUCAUUGAGCAGAUGGUUGAGAGAGUCUCGCACAAGGAUAAUUUGCUGAGUUUUAUUCAGAAAUCUGAGAAUCUUGAAAAACAAUGCCUUAUGAAGGCAAUCAAGUCAUAUUGUGAGUUACGCGUUCUACCUUAACACAACAGGACUGUUGUAUUUUGAGUAAGCUCAAAAUGAUGCUGAUCAAAACUACAGAGUCCAUUAUAUUCCUUGUGUUGCAAAGUUUUUGUAUUUCAUUUUAAUUAUUCAUUCUAAUUUAAGUUGUUCUUGUUCCAAUCCAAUAAUAAGAUAAAUUAAGAGUCAUUGUGUGUUCAUAAUAAUAA